AGUUGACGGUUGUAUUUCAGACAACAGAAGUAUCCUAUUCCGCAUCUUUCCGCUAAAGAUGGCGUUAUUCGUGAGUAUACUCGAUUUUUAAUUUUAAUAUUUUGUUUAACAAUAAAAAUAUUUAUAAUUUAGAGUAAGCAAUUUUAUUUAUCUUUCAAUAAGAAUAAAGUAAUAUAUCGAGCUAGAGAGCACAAUAGUGAUAGAAUUAAGACAGUCUGAUUCAAUCAGACAUUACCAUUAAAUUUUCGUUUAGUUCAAUUUAUUCGUUAAAAGAUUACGUCAAGCCCAUGUUUUAACCUAAUAUUUUCCAACGUUGUAAAAGGAUUGUAUAAAAAACUAAAACGAUUUUUACAAAAAGAUUUACCCACAAAUAUGUUGUUUUAUCUAAAAUUUGACUUUUGAACAGGUAUGAGACCUUCAAGUUGGAAUUUCGUAAUUCAAUAGAAUGAAGAUUUAUCAUUAAAGCAAAUUUGAGAAUUAAAAUACUAUUAUGAAAAUCGAUAGAACAAAAAUCAAACGCACUUCUAACGAAAUUACCCCUGAGUGUAAGCAAGUAAUAAACGACAUAUUAAAAUGCUCGGACGAUGAACUAGUAGACGAGCUCCGUAAGCUUAAGAGUUGGUCUUAUGGAAAGUGUGAGUUGUAUUUCUGGGCCAAUGUACUAGACCGUUUUGAUAGUAUUCUUGACAAAGCAGUUCAAUCUAAACAAGAAAAUUCAUAUUGUAUCAGAAUUGAUAGUCCCGAGGAAGAUAAACUAAGAGAACUUACCUUGGAAGUUUUGAAUUUUACUGCUCAUUUAGUAGAGCAUAGUUUCACUCGACAUCUUUAUAAUUCAUUAGAUCAUCUACUUGUACUUCUUGGAUCCACGAACUUCAGCAUAGUUCUCUGUGUAUUGAAUCUACUUUAUGUGUUCAGUAAACGAUCUAACUUCAUAGCAAGAUUAAAUGAAAGAAGUCGAGAACAAAUAUGUAUGCGCUUAGUCUUAUUAGCCGAGAGUUGGGGAGGGCGAGAAAAUGGAUUUGGUUUGGCAGAUUGCUGUAAACCUGAUGGGUCAGUUACUUUUCCAACGGGAGCCUCAACAUUACAUUGCGAAUGUUAUGUUGAUGAUGGAAAAGAAACAGAUAAACUGAUGAUUGUUGUUCACGAGGAGAACCUGACUAGCGAUCCUAGGAGUGCUGCAGAGAUUAUGGAUGAUUUAGUUACGCGUAGCAGUAUUCCAGAGAGUGAACGGCUUCAUGUUUAUAAUAGACUAAGACUAGCAAGAUACUUUUUACAAAGAUCAGCUCGAUUACAACUGGUUGCCUCCCGACUUGCGGCGAUAUCUAUACUGAUUUACGCAAACAUGUUCUCUGCUUUCCAGAAUAAACUGUUUUACAAUGGCUUGGUUGAAGAGUUAGUUGAACUUCUUCAACUGGAAGCUGAUGAUGAAAUCUGUAAUUCAAUGAUGGAAAUAAAAGCAGCUGCCUUGAAAACAUUAACGGCUUUCAUUAAUUUGGACAUUCCAUCUAAGUUGACCAACAUAAUUGAAGCAACUGGAGCAUCAUCCUACCAUGGAUUUCUACCAGUUCUAGUACGGAACUGCAUUCAAAAUAUGACAGAUCCAGAACGAAAGCCGUUCCCUCAAACUUUUGCCACGUCUCUUUUCAGUUUUUUAUACCACUUAGCCAGCUACGAAAAUGGCUGCGAUUCUCUUGUUUCUUGUGGAAUGAUGGAAUCUUUGAUUAAAGUCAUAAAGUGGUUCAGUGAAAAUCAGGAAAAUAUUAUGUAUGUGACAAGAGCGGUCCGAGUUGUCGAUUUAAUUACAAACAUGGAUAUGUCUGCCUUUACAUCUCACUCCGGUCUUCAAGCUUUUAAUGACCGGUUACAGCAUGAAAUUCAAAUAUGUCGAGAAGAGCAGUCUUACGAGAUUGUUCCCUUUGAAAAAACAGAAGAAAGUGGAUCAGGAUCUGGUGCUAUGGAAGUAGACGAACUGGCGUCCGAGGAGAAUGAUUACUACGAUUUACAAAAGAGCAUUUUAACAACUAAAAUUCAACCCAAAGGUCGGCAAUGCUAUCCUCAACGUUCAGCUCUGUUAAAAUCAAUGCUGAAUUUCAUAAAAAAAGCCAUACCUGAUGUUUCAUUUUCGGAUAGUAUUCGACAUCUUAUGGAGGGAGCUUUACCGGGUGCACUGCGGCACUUAAUAUCAAAUGCUGACUACUACGGGCCAUCUCUCUUUUUAUUAGCCACGGAUGUUGUUACUGUAUACGUUUUCCAAGAACCUUCUUUAUUAUCCUCUCUUCAAGAUAGUGGAUUAACAGACGUGGUCUUACAUGCUUUACUUAUUAAGGAUGUACCAGCAACGAGGGAAGUUCUUGCAUCUCUACCAAAUGUUUUCAGCGCACUUUGCUUGAAUACACGCGGUCUGGAAGCAUUUGUUAAAUGCCAGCCAUUCAAACGUUUAUUCAAAGUUCUACUGUCACCUUACUACCUGCCCGCAAUGAAGCGUCGUAGAACAUCUGAUUCAGUGGGAUCAAGAGAUACAGCUUCGAAUCUAGGAUCUGCUAUGGAUGAAUUGAUGCGACAUCAACCAUCUUUAAGAACAGAAGCAACUAAAGCAAUAAUCAGAUUACUAAAUCAAUUGUGCAAACUAGGAAAUGAUCCGACAUAUGUCUGUCAAAAAGUUGGAGCAACUACUCAUGCUGCAGGCUUAUUAACAACUGCUUCAACCGCUGCAAUUGGUGCUGCUCACAGUGCAACUCCAGAUGGUGUAAUGUCUGAAACUGAUCGGAGAAAUACGGAUGUUGCUGGGAAUGUUGGUUCAACUGCACCACCUCAAGGAACUGCCGAAGAUGAAGAGAGUUCAUCUGAAGACGAUGAUCGCGAUGAUGAGGAAGAUGAUGAAACAGAUGAUGUUGAACGAGUGGCAAUGCAAGAAUCUUCUUCCACAGAAACUACUGCUCCAGCUGUAGAGGCAAAAUCUAAAGUAUCUGAUGCAAGGCAGAUACCUAUUCCACUUUUAGAUUACAUUGUCAACGUGAUGAAAUUUGUUGAUGCUAUCCUUUCAAACAAUACGACUGAUGAUCAUUGUAAAGAAUUCUUAAAUCAAAAUGGUUUAGUUCCCCUAAUGAAUAUUUUUGAUAUGCGAAAUUUGCCUCUUGAUUUCCCUCUCUCUACUGCAUGCCAGGCGACAUCAACUGUAUGCAAAAGCAUAAUGAUUCUUUCAAGAAAUCAAUGCGUUUUAAGCGCGUGUUGCCUUAGAAUACAACCUGUUCUCGAAAGGCUUGAACGAAUGCAUAAUGUAAAUGAGCAACCCCGAACUUCACUACUUGUACAAGAAUUGGCUGCCAGUGACGAUCCUUUCGAUGCCUUGACAAACCCAGACAAAUCUCCAAUGUUACACAGUUUAACUUCUGUUCAUGCUUAUGUUAUCACUAUGAUGAAUACUUGCAAGCAGUCUAUUGCAGAGGCUCGUAACAGAAAUUUAAAUCUCCUUGGUUCUCCACCAAAUUAUCAAAUUGUUCAAACAUUAUGUAAGUUAUAUUUGGCUUUAGUUUGGGAGAGUACAGUUUUGCUGGGGCUGUGUUCUGAAUCGAACACCAACUAUCCAAAUUCAGCUCCAGGGAGGCAAGAACUGAAUAUUUUGACUGAAGUGAUGGUUAAAGAAUUAAAAAGAACUGGAGAAGCUUCUUCUUUAGGCGAUGGGAAUGGGGUUUCUCGAGCGAUGGAAAGUUUAUCCACCGCCGAUCAUUCUCCUCCACAGGCUAUGGAAAUCGAAGGCGAACAAAAGAACGAAAAGCUCUUAAAGCAUGCCCAAAAUCAAGCGAAAAUAAAAUUCUUAAAACCCUUAUUGUCAGUAACAUCUCGACUGGGACGAGCUCUGGCAGACUUAUUUGGAGUGCUUUCUAAAAUGGCCGUUGGAACAACUUCAAGAGUAAGACCUCGUCAACAUCCACCAGCACCGACAGCUCCAACUGAAGCAGCGAAAGCAAUAGCGACAACGUUGACCCAACUACUUACUGCAGGCCUGACAUGGAAGAUACCACCUGAUUUAGAAAAUUUACCACGUCUUAGAUUAACAUUUCUCAUCUGCUCGGUUGGAUUUACUAUGCCAAUGUUGUUCGAUGAGAAAAAACAGGCAUAUCAUUUGAUGAUGUAUAAAUUUUUUCAAGCUGGAGGCCAGAAGGCGCUUGUCGAUGCUUUUAAGUGGGUUUUAGAAUAUGGAGAAAACGAAAGUAAAAAUGAAAACAGUGUUCCAGAUGGUGUUGGAGAAUUUUUAGAUUCUUGGCUCUUGCUAGCGGAAAGACUAGUUAAUCCAAAAAUUUUUCUUGUUUCAAUUCAUACAUUAGUACCAAAAACUUUGUUUAAUGAUAUUGCCUUUAUGAUGGGAUUCCAAAAAGAGAUAUUCUCACUGAUUUCUAACAAUUUGUGGAAUAAGUGUCCCAUUAAAGGAUACGGAGAACGUUUAAGUCAAGCAACUCUAUCUAUUUUGUGCCAUAUUUUAUCUUCAGAGAAUAAUGUACAACAUAACAAAGACGGAAAAAAAGAUGGAAAUAAAGAUGGGUCGAGUGCGGCUGUUUCUAAGUGGUUGACGGAUGUAGAAAGUGGUGAAAUGUCUCCUGCUCCAAGACCAACAUCUCCAAAUCGAACCCAUAUGAGCCUCCUUAUAGAUAUGGGGUUCAGACCUGCACUAGUGGCACGAGCUCUGCGACAAACAAACAGUUUAGAAGGAGCAACUGAUUGGAUUCUGGCCCAUAUGGAUUUACCCGAUGAUGAUGUUGGAGAUGUCGAUAUGGCAGAUGAGGAAGAGAACCUGCGCCGUGCUGUACAAUUAUCUAUGGAAGGAGUCGGAGGGGCGCCUUCUGUUUCUUCUGGAGCUGCUGCCGCCGCUUUGGCUGCAGCUGAGGUUAAGAGAGAGAGUUCAAAAGCUGAAUGCCUAAAUGAAAUAGAUAUUAAGGAGAGCCUUCCGAUUCCCUGUGAUCCUAUCAGUACAGAAGAUCUGGAUAGAUUUGUUGAAGCUUUAAUACCAGGAUGCAUAAAAGCUGUGGAUGAUUAUCCCGACUGUACUUUCAAAGUGUGUGAAAUAUUUGUAACAGUUUCAAAGCGCAAUGGUCAAGACUGGACAAGAUAUCUUGUAGAAACAAUUUGUGAUGAUAUUAAUGCUCAUGUCAUCUCUCGCUGCCUUGAUACUUUAACUGGAGUCAAAAAAGAUGAAAUAGAAAUCCAACGUAAAUUGGCUGUUCGGUUACAUCUGUUGUGCCUGCUAAUUCAAGAUUUAGGUACUCAAGUAGCCGUUGUUAUCGAGAGAACAAACCUAUUAGGAAAUAUUGCAAAAUGUCUUUUCACUUGUAAAGACCAGUUCAAUCAACCAAUAAUUCCUGAGUCGUUAAAUAAAUGGAUCACUCCUGCUCUGGUUCUUGUUGAUUUAUAUGAAAAAGUAGCUGUGUCUUCUCAAAGACAUUCUGAAUUGGAAGCCCUUCUCAAUACAAACAAAUAUGAGUGGAAGUGGUUAGAUGACAGAUCUAAUAAAUGGUGUAGUUUCAAUGAAGGAACUGCAAAACAAAUUGACGAGGCAAUCAAAGAUGGGAGAGAUUUUAUUAAAUUUACGGCCAGCCGGCGUAAUUACAAAAUUGAUUUAUUAAAUAUGGUUCAAAUUAAUGAAGAAACUGGUAAGCGACGACCAGUCCAGCUUAUUGAAAAGAAAAACUUAAUUGAAACGGGAGAUACAACUGUUAAUGCGGCAACGCUUGAGGGAUUGGAUGUUGUUAAAAAUUUCAAAGAAAAUCUCGCUCCUUCUAGUGCAUCUACAGUCACUUCAGCCAGUGCAGAUCUCACCGUACCUCCUGCUGUAGGUGCAGAAGAAACAAAGAGGGCUGUUAGCUACGCUGUUAGCAGUUUGUCAUCAACCUCUACCAUGAGCUUCGUUUUACAAGCAAUGCUACAUAUCUUACGGAAACGUGAUAAUAUUGACGAGUCAUUAUUAAAUGCUGUUACAAGAUUAAUUUUGAGAGUUACACGUCAAAAAGAUCAUGCUUUGGAAUUUUAUAAUGAAGAUGGCGUAAAGCUACUGCUAAAUCUUCGUUCCGUUAAACCACCUUUCCAAGGAUUCAUAACAAUGAGUACACUGAUCAUUCGUCAUGUCUUGGAACAUGAUGAAGUUCUCAUGAAGCACACGAUGGAAAAAGUUAUAAAAUCUGCUGUUGCUUCAUCUCAAAAUAUGGACUUUGGAGGCAUACCUAAGAAAGAAAUGUACUGCAUAUUACGUUGUUUAGCCCCAGCUUGCGCUCGAAAUGAAGAAGCAUUCGACCGUACUGCUCAGCAAUUACUCUGCAUAGCUUUACCAUUGAUAAAAGAAGAUGAGGCAAAAUUACAUACCACCAACCAGCCUCAAUGCUUGGAGGUGAAAAAUCCUCUUCCAAACAAAAAUGAGCUUGCAAAAGCGGAUUCCAAAUUUAUCAUAGAUAUAUUCUUCACUAUGAAAAGAAUGCUUCUUGAAAAUAACUCAGAAGCAACUCCAAUGAAUGUUGAAGAUUCAACUAUCGAAAACGACAGCAAGUUUGAAUACAUGUUUAAUAAAGGUUCAUUACUAUGCCUGAUUGCUGAAAUUGUAAGAGCGUAUACUCCAUGCGUUUAUCUAGUCACUGAUCAAUCUUCAGGAAAAGACUGUUCAGUAUUAUCAUAUGCUCUGAACGAACUACUAACAGUGGAAGGUGCAAGUAAUGAUAAAACAAAUAUUCGGGAAUGUAAUCCACUUGUACGAACUCUUGUGGCCUGUAUUGCUUCCUGUUCACAUGUGCCUGAGGCUCAGAGUUGUUUAGUAAACGAACUGAAAAUUAGUCUUCAAAAAGCCGUUGUUAUGCCAGAGAGCCGAGCGAAGCAUGAAAAUAUGCAGGCACUUUGUUCGCUUAUAAAUACAGCUAUUGAUGCUUGUCCACCACCGAGUAGCAGUUUACCCGGAGGAGGCCGGUCCCUCUUCAUCGAUCAGAAGCAAACGGGAGGAAUGUCUAAUAUAGUGAAGCUACUAGUUAAGAAAAAUCUUGUUGUCGAUUUGGCUAGAAUAGUUCAUUCUUUAGAUUUAUCAGGACGAUACUUGGUUCCAACGAUAAAUCAAGCACUUCGUCCACUUGAAUUGCUAACUAGACUUGUUAAUCAGCCUCAGACAACUGCAGCAACUUCAAAAAAGCCAAAAACAAGACGUUCAAAUACCGAAUUAGCAGUCACAACAGAGGAAAAUCAAUCGAUUCCUCAGGAAGGUGAUAGCUCGAGGUUGGAUGUUGAACCGACAGCCGAAGAAGAAGGUCCCGAUACAACGCUCGCAGUUGAUCCAACAGAUGGAACUGUCAUGAAUGUUUCAGAAACGAAUGAAGCUGCUGAAGGACUCGAAGAACUCAUUGAAGAUAUAUUACAAGAUGUUGUGGGAGAUGAACCUGAAGGUAAUGAAAUUAUCGGAGAUGUUAUCAUUUCUGCAUCUUCCACACCUCGUCAUCACAAUGAUGAAGAUGAUGACGAAGACAAUGAUGAUGAAAUGGAAGAGGAUGCUCAUGAAGAAACUUUAGAAGGAAACAAUGAAAAUGUUCACGAGAAUGACGGUGAGACAGGAGCAGAUUCAUUCAUGAUAGAGGAGGAGGAACAUCAUUCUGAUGAGGACGAUGUCGACGAUGACGAUUCCGACGAUGAAGAAGAGGAAAAUGCUCAUGAUGAAGAAGAUGAAGAUGAGGAAAUCGAAGAUGAUAAUGAGGACGAGGGAUCCGAUAUGGAAGCAGGACAGGAAGAAGAUGAAGAAGAUGCCCUGGAAGAAGUUCACGUCGAAGAAUUUAACAUUAGAGAUAUAGACAGUAUAGUUGGUAUGCGCAAUUUUCCUGUUAUUAUUAGUCCUGAUGACAAUGCCAAUGAAGUGUUGUCAAGUUCAAAUACAAGUGUCCAACCAUCUCACCCUAUUCUCAAUCGGCAAGGUUCUUCAGCAGUAGAUCAGAGAACUUCAAAUAGAGGAACAGGAAUUAGUUCAGCAGCUAACGCUGUAAAUCGACAAAUUCGAGCUCGAAGAGUUCUGACCCAUAAUAGUGGUACUAACGCAAUUCAUGUUCAUUAUUCGCCUGAUCACCCUCCUGCUGUUUUGCAACGGUUACUUGGCGCUGAUAUUAUGCAUAUAGCAGAUGUAAUAGGCAGCACUGGAAGAGGAGGAAGUCUAUUAACAGCCCUAGCUCCACAUGCUAUUCGCCUACAGCGAUCUUCACCAGACGAUAUGAAUAAUGAUGAAAUCGAUAUUCCUGGUAUUGGAAGCCUAGCAGGAAUACCAUCCUCUCUAACACGCUGGCGAGAAACAUCUCAAAUUCUAGAUUCAAAUAGUUUAUAUACCUUAAUUCAGAUUAAAUCACAAUCCGUUAGUCGGGAACUGGAGAGGGAGAGAGACUUAAAAAUCGCCAGUAGAAGAGAAAAGCGAUUAAAAUUGAAAUUAGCCGCUGAUGGUGGUGACAAGAAACAAAGUACAGAUAUGUGCACCUCAGUGAUAAAUAUUGGAGAUCGUAGCAUAGAGGAUAGCAUUGGUGAGGAAGAGCCUGAAGAAAAUGUUAUUGAAGUUGACCCUAUUAGAAGCGAAGCAGCUGAAUCUCUGGAAAUGAGUCUUUCGUCCAGAAUAGUUAAUGAGGCCUUACCUAUUGAAACGACUCAAAACAUGGCUCUUGAACAAAUCGAAAGUAACCGAGAAGUUCCUGAAGAAAGUGGAAGGGAAGUGGUAAUAAAUUCAGCUGGAACACGUGAGGAAGCAGAUGAAGAAGUAGAUGUCGAAAGGAUAGACAGCGCUGCCGCCAGUGCUUCAUGGAGUGCUCCAAACCCUACUACUACUCCCGAAACGUCAUCAACGGAUAAUAGAAUUGCUCAAGCAUCAAAUAUUGUAUCAUCAGCUAUGGCAGCUGUUUCAGCAGACUCCGGCUCAAGUAUUCCAGAAGGCAUAGAUCCUUCUUUUCUUGAGGCUUUACCAUCUGACAUACGUCAGGAAGUAAUUAACAAUCAACUACAAAUGCAGCGAAUACAAAGACGAGCGGAAGAAACAGGCAUGGACUUAAAUUCAUCUGUGAAUGCUGAAUUUCUAGCGGCACUACCUCCUAACAUUCAAGAAGAGAUUUUAGCUCACCAACGGGCUCAACAAGCAACUGCAGUUCCUCCUGACGAUAUUGAUGCGAAUACUGUCCUCAACACCCUAACUCCAGCAGUAAGGCAACAGGUGUUGGCAGAUAUGGAUGACUCAUAUCUAGUUCAACUUCCAGAAGAUAUAAGAAAUGAAGCUGCAUCUUACAGACGGAAUUAUGAACAACAACAGCGCCGUUUAUUUGGAGAGAGACUAUUUGAUCACUCGCACAGCUUAACCACUUUCUUGCGUCAUGCUAAUGUGACUGCUAGACGUAUUGCUAGCAGUAGAAAUCCUUAUGUUUCAUCAAGUAUCCGUCGAAACAGACAUAUAAGCGCCCAUGGUCCCAGAAAUCCGCCAUACAACACCGAUGACCCUUCAGGUUCGGCGUUACAUGAAAAAAAUAGAGGAAAACAUUUGUUGGAUGCUGAGCCACUUUCUUGUCUGUUAAUUUUACUUUUUAUCAACGAGUCGUCUUUAAAUUUUGCCAAGCUGCAAAAAAUUCUAAAAAAUUUAAGCUAUCACGCGCCCACAAGAAAAUGGAUAGUAUCUGCUCUUCUUAGUGUCCUUCGAAAAGCCUCAAACAGUAGUGAGUCGAUUGGCUCUAAAGCAAAUUGGUUAUCAUUAUCUUUAGAUGCUGCUUUGGGUUGUCGAGCAAAUGUUUUUGAAAUCUGUCGACAAACUGGAAAGAAACAACCUUCAAUUUCUAUUCAUCCCCAAGCUGCUUCAGCAGUCUGUCGUAAAGUUCUUGAAACGUUAACAUCACUGGCGAAGUUCUUCCCAAAUCAAUUCCUACCCGAGUUAAAUCAACGAUCAUCUGUUAUGCCUCAACAAAACAGAUCUUUAGAUAUUUGGGAAUGUUUGCUUAAGCUAGAUAGUGGUGCUGCAAAAGGUAAAGGAAAGCAUGUACAACGAACAAUUACACCCGACUCUAAUACCUUGUCGGACUUCGAAAAUACAUCCCUUAGUGAUAGUGCUUUUUCGAAAAUAAUGGAAAUGUUGUCAACACCCAUAUUUAAAAGAUCGCAAUCAUUGACUGAUAAACUCCUUCAUUUGUUAUCAACUAUCUCCAAUGCUAUACCAGGACUAAAACAAGAAAAAGAGUUCAAGACUGAUGAGCAAUUACCUGCUGAUAGUGAAACAGCAGCCUCGAAUACUCUACAAAAGAAGAAAGAGGAGUCUGAAAAAGCACCUAUACCUUCUCAAUUGGCCCUGCUAAUUGAUGUUGUCACCUCCAAAUGCUGCUCCGAAGACGGCUUAUCGGAUGCUUCUAGUGUUCUAAUUCGUCUUUCAAACAUGCAUCCAGAUAUCAAUAGAGAGAUAGACAAAUUGCUUCUUUCUGGAGCUGCUCAAUUAGGUGUUGUUGUGUGCGAACAGAUUAUAAAACUUAGAACUGAACUAGGAAAAUAUGUCACUUUAAAAACCGAAGAUGACAACGAAGAUAUACAGGAAACCGUUCAAAGAACCAAUUCAACUAAAGGGCAAAUUGAAAAUAGAUUUGACACUGGAAAUAAUGUUGUAUUGAAUGCACCUUCAAACGUUAAGCAACAUAGCGAAUUACAUUUAUCUUCGAUGGUUGAUCUUACAUGCAAAGGAUCAUCUCAACACUAUUUGCUCAGGCUACUAAAAAUCAUAAUUGAAUUACGACAAACAGCUCUUGACAAAAAGAAAGAAAAAAAAGAAAGCGAACAAAAAAAAUCAGAAGAUACCAAUGAUAAAGAUGUUAGUACUGCUGAAAAUGUAGCGUCAAUGGAUACCACAGUGGAAACAGUUAAACUAAGCGAUGCUCUUCAACUAGAUAAUUUGUGGAUCAAUCUUAGUGAAUGUUUAACUAGUUUGUCGAUGGCACCAGAUCCGCAUGCUGUACUUGUUUUACAAUCAACAGUGGAAGCAUUUUUUUUAGUUCAUGCAGGUGCAAGAGAUCGCGAUGAACCUGAGAAAACACCUGGAACAAUUCGAGAUCGAAGAAGAUCUGACCGAGCCAGCUUGGAGACAACUGAUAAUUCUGCAAAUCUAUUCCAUUUGCCAGAAAAUGCGGAUUCUGAUACAAAAAAAUUCCUGCAGUUUGCUGAUCGCCACCGCACUGUUCUAAACCAAAUUUUACGCCAGUCCUCAAUUGCUUUAGCAGAUGGUCCGUUUUCUGUUCUUGUCCAUCAUACCAGAAUAUUGGAUUUUGAUGUCAAACGUAAAUAUUUCCGUCAAGAACUUGAGCGUUUAGAUGAGGGCGUUCGUAGAGAAGAUCUGGCCGUCCAUGUUAAAAGAACAUCUGUAUUUGAUGAUUCUUUUAAGGAAUUAAAUAAUAAACGAGCAGAAGAGUGGAAAAAUAGAUUCUAUAUAGUUUUUGAAGGAGAAGAAGGACAGGAUGCCGGUGGUUUAUUAAGAGAAUGGUAUCAAAUUAUUUCCAAGGCCAUAUUUAAUCCAAUGUACGCUCUCUUUUCCAUAAGCCCAGCUGAUAGAGUAACAUACAAUAUUAAUCCUUUGUCUUACGGCAAUCCCAAUCACUUGGAUUACUUCAAAUUUGUUGGGCGUUUGAUUGCUAAGGCUAUUUAUGACAAUAAACUCCUUGAUUGCUAUUUUACUAGAUCAUUGUAUAAACAUUUAUUGGGAAAACCUGUAAAAUAUACCGAUAUGGAGAGCGAAGAUUAUAGCUUUUAUCAAGGACUGGAAUUUCUACUCAAUCAUCACGUUAGUGAAUUGGGUUAUGAGCUUACUUUUAGUACUGAAGUAAAUGAAUACGGGGUAAAUACCGUCCGUGAUCUUAUAGAGAAUGGAAGAAACAUUCCAGUAACUGAAGAGAAUAAGAAUGAAUAUGUUAAUAAAGUAUGCCAGAUGAAAAUGACUGUUGCCAUCAGAGAUCAAUUAGAGCAAUAUUUAAAAGGAUUUUACGAAAUUAUACCAUAUAAACUGAUUUCUAUCUUUAACGAACAAGAACUGGAGUUGUUAAUUUCUGGAUUACCAAAUAUCGACAUAGACGAUUUAAAAGCAAACACUGAAUAUCAUAAAUACGAAGCUACCAGUUUGCAAAUUCAAUGGCUUUGGAGGGCUCUAAGAUCUUUUGAUCAAGCGGACCGUGCCGCAUUUUUGCAAUUCGUCACAGGAACUUCAAAAGUUCCCUUACAGGGUUUUGCACAUUUGGAAGGAAUGAAUGGAACACAAAAAUUUCAAGUUCAUCGAGAUGAUCGAUCGACAGAAAGAUUGCCAUGUGCUCAUACCUGUUUUAAUCAACUUGAUCUACCAGCGUAUGAAACUUACGACAAAUUACGAAAAAUGCUACUUUUGGCCAUACAUGAAUGCUCGGAAGGAUUCGGGCUAGCUUGA
Molecule: messenger RNA, 12418 nt
Organism: Dimorphilus gyrociliatus
Lineage: Eukaryota; Metazoa; Annelida; Polychaeta; Dinophilidae
Source: the annotation of a GenBank genome assembly